AUGAAUUUAGAUUCCAUUCAUCAAUUAAUUGAGGAAACACAAAUCUUCCAGAUGCAGCAGUCAUCAAUCAAGGAGCACUGUGAUAUGUUAGCAUGUGCCUCCUCCCCUGAGGACACCUGUAAUGCCUGCUUGCCACCUUAUGAGCUACAAUCUCAUGCUGCCCACACUUUCAGUGCUCCUUCCUUCACCACCAGCAAAUGGGAUACUUGUGAAGAGCUUCGCCUGCAUGAACUUGAAGAAGUCAAGGCCAGAGCUGCUCAGAUGGAAAAGACCAUGCGGUGGUGGUCAGACUGCACUGCGAAUUGGAGAGAGAAAUGGAGUAAAGUUCGAGCUGAAAGGAACAGUGCCAGAGAGGAAGGAAGACAACUUAGAAUAAAACUAGAGAUGACAAUGAAAGAAUUGAGUGCCCUGAAAAAGAAUCAGAAUCUGUCACUACAAAAGAAGGCCACAGAAGUCAAAGUUGCCCAGGACCUGGAGAUUCCUAGCUUUGUAGACAUGUCCUAUGACCACAGAGAACAAUCUCAAAUGUGUGAAUCUGCCAGAAAAUGUUUGGUGAAAAGACAAAUCUCUGAAGAGAGGAACACAAAUAGUAAGGAAGAAGAUGUGAUUAUUGAUCCACUGAAAUUAAAUGAGAUGAUGAAACCCAAUCCAGAGUUAUUAAAGAAUAGUGGUUCUAGAAACUUUGCAAGGACACCUGAGCUAGAGCUGCAAGCAAUAAAUCCACCUUUGGAGAAUAAAGGAACUGAAAUUUCAGCUUUGCCAGUGCACUUGGAUGAGUGCCAAACAAUCUUAAGGAAGGAAAGAGAGAUGCGUGUAUCUUUGGAAAAGGAAAUAGAACGACUGGAGUCAGCUUUGUGUCUGUGGAAAUGGAAAUAUGAAGCACUGAAAAAUUCCAAGGCAGCAAAUAUGAAAGAG
Messenger RNA from Castor canadensis (American beaver), 915 nucleotides. Lineage: Eukaryota; Metazoa; Chordata; Mammalia; Rodentia; Castoridae. The record is from RefSeq and is a predicted model, not a curated record.